UUCGACCUUCCCUUCCGUCACUCUCGUUGGCGCCUCGACGAGUGUAUCCGCACAACCGCGAACGUGUGGCUACUGGCUGACAGUUCACCUCAAGAUCUCGAUCUGGUUGACACGCCGCGCCGAGAGGUUCAAAGACGCUCCGGGAACAAUCAAAACCGUUUCCUGCCGAUUUUUCUUUCUCCUUUAACCGGGACAACGUGGAACGAGAAGAGGAAGAUAUUCAGAAUUGUUCCCUUUCACAAAGGAAAAGUGGUAAAGGAUGGAAGCGCACGUUAGAAAUGUGAACGGUAGCAUGAACAUCGCUCCGACAGAAGUGUACAUGUCCACGUCAAAGACAUCUCUCACCGUCGAGGAAGAGGACGCGAUCGUAACAUUGGUUGUCGUUGUGAUCGGCAUCAUCGUGGCUAUAGUGAUACUGUUUUCGAUGGGUAUCUUCAUAGACUGCAAACAUCAAGAGAAAGAUUCUAGAAAGAGGAGAAGACUGAAACUGAAAAUGCCGCAGCUUGCAAGAUGCCGGAAAGAUGACGUAAAAGUUUUGACUACAAAUAUGUGCCCCAAUGGCGUCGGCGAUACCGCGUUCAUGGCAAGGGAUGCUAUAGUUUGAUGAUCGGAACAACAAAAAAUUUGAAAGAAUUAUUAUACAUGUUUUAUAAAAACUCUUUAUAAAAAAAUUGAGACUACUACUAGUCUCUUGAAACGAUUAGCUAGUAUUAAAUAUAUAUAUAAGGGUAUUAGAAGGUUGGAACUUUCUCUUACAAUUAGUUAUAAUUUUUAAGAAGAUAUGUCCAUUAUUUAUUAAAAAUAUGUGAUCUAAUAAUACGUAUACGUACUUCAUAAAUAAAGUUGAUAAACUCGAAAUAAUGGAUAUGGCGACUUAUAAUUAAAGUUAAUCUGGACAGAGAUACACUUGUUUUUCAUAAAUGAUGUACAUAAUUAGAAAAGCACAAUUUAUAUAAUGCAUAGAUAAAAUAAUCUCAAAAAUUUAUACAAUCUUUUUAAUAAAAUUGUGUUCACGAAAGACUUCAAGUUGAGUUGAGGUAAUGUUUGUUCAUGUAGCAGCUUUCACAAAUAAAAACAGUUUACACAUAUUUACAAAAUAAUAUUACAAAAUGAUAUAAUACUUCACAAAUAAAUAUUCUGUUCAACACAAGUCAUAACGUGCAAAGAAAUUAAUUUAUUUGAAAUGUUAUAUAAACCUUUGAUUAGUUUUUGACAUCAUAAUCCGAUACAAUUAAAUCGGAAUUCUUAUAUCUUUUUUAUUUAAUUUAAUUACAUAUAUAUAUUAUGAGAAAAAAAUAUUGUUGUAAGAUGACAUUAAUAUCUGCAGCAGCAUUCUUGGUUUUUCCAUUUUAGUCACGAUACAAUUUCUCAAAUAUUGCACGUAUUGAAGAAUACGUUCAAUAAGCGUAAAAUUAAUUUUUUGUUCGUAUUAUUGUUGUAACGUUCUCUUUUCUCAUUCUCAAUAAAUUCAUUUCAUGUUAACGAUAAAAUAAAAUCAUAAAUGCAUAUUAAUGUGCAAGAAAUUUUAAUAAUCUAUUUAAUAAAAAUAAAAAGUCCAAAUAAACAUAAAACUUUAGAUAUUGCAAAUCCAAACCGAACUUAAGCGAUUUUAGAAUAUGUAAGAUACAUAUUACUUCCUAAGAGUUUAUGAUAUAUGUAUAUGUGUUUUUUGCUGUGAUUUACAAAUCAUUAUUUGUCUAAUGCUCUAUUUCUCCACAUCUUCCAAUAGCUAUCGUCGAGAUAGAAAUAAUUUAAUAAUCGUCACAUAACUAAAAAUUUGUUUUCUUUAAUUACUGAAAC
Solenopsis invicta (red fire ant) is the source of this 1800-nucleotide messenger RNA. RefSeq lists its product as uncharacterized. The record is from RefSeq and is a predicted model, not a curated record. Lineage: Eukaryota; Metazoa; Arthropoda; Insecta; Hymenoptera; Formicidae. The coding region runs from base 260 to 604 and encodes 114 amino acids. The transcript is spliced from 3 exons.